This is a messenger RNA of Penicillium brasilianum, 3843 nucleotides long. The record is from the annotation of a GenBank genome assembly. NCBI's taxonomy places the organism in Eukaryota, Fungi, Ascomycota, Eurotiomycetes, Eurotiales, Aspergillaceae.
ACACCUGGAGUCUUUCGAUCUUCCCUUUUUUUGAGGCUGGUGCAUAAUCCCGUGAGACCUCUCCAUUUUCUCCUCCCUUUUUGAUUUCUUUCGUAUGUCUACUUCUCUCUCGCCCUCUCCCUCGUCGUAAAACAACCCCUCUCCUCCUUCGUUCCCCCUUCGGAUAGCCGAUCUGCCCCAGCCCUUGCGAUCCACAUCUUAUCGAUUACCGAACCCAGUUCAACGCUCGACGGCCUUGCAUGGUGGCUUGCCUGGAGAUGUGAUUGUCCAUUGCCCAACUCCAGCCCACCUUAUCAUGAGCUGUAUCUUGACUCAACCUCUUCGCGAUUUCGCGUCGUCCAAUCUCCCCAUCUAAACUGAGCGUGAGUUGAGUUACGCCAGAUCAAGCUCGGUAUCGGUAUCUGCUCACGCGGGCCCGGCGUCAAAUCGCCCGCAACACGAACCACUAUGGCGCAAGCACUCGAGGGCUCUGAGCAAGAACCGCAGCAGCUCAUCGAAAAUGCCUUGCAAUACAGCGCCAUCCCCGCACAGCGGAUGCUUUCCCUCUUCGAACGGGUAAUCACCACGAAUGCUCCGAUCCUCGAGUCCCUACUCCUCCAGAUCCCGACCGACACCAUCCUCGCGCUCUACCACACCUCCCAUUACCUCCGCACAUUUCUCCAGUCGUAUCCGACCGCAUGGAAAUCUCUUUCAUUUCGACUUCUCUGCCCAUCGGGCACCCUACCGUCAACCCGGAUUAUCAUCCCGGGCAUGUCAGACCCGGACACCCAACGCCAAUCACGACCAUACGCUUUAGAUCAGCUACUGAUGAACGUGGUGAUCCCGUUCAGUGGAUGCCUCAGGAGCUUGGAACUGGACAACACGGCCGUCUCGGGUCAGAUUCUGAUCUCGACCGUGUUGCAUGCGCGUCGAGAAACACUGGAGCACCUGUCGGUUCGGGGCUGCAAGAAUGUAUCUCUCAAGUACCACGUUAUCCCGUAUCUGACCAUGUUCGGGUUGCAAUACGAUGUGGAUAUGGAAAGGAAUAUCGGCAGUUCCCCGGCUACUCAACGGCUUGCGCUCAAGAGUCUCUACGUGUAUCGAUGCCGUCACCACCGUCGUCGGCCGUACCUAUCUGCUUCGCUGUUGCGGAAGGACUCUGAUUCGGAGCCGACUCAUGAUUUAGUGAAUCUUUGCCACAAACUAGGGAUAUGGACCGACACUGCCUGGUGCACCACUCCAGCUGGGAGAUGUUUUCGCAGACGCGGAUAUGUCUCGAUGCGGGUUCCGCAAGGUUCUCCGGAGGUUUGGGUGGUAUUCGACCGGCUAUGGCGAUGCAAGAACUGGAUCGGUUCUGUGGACUCUAAAACGGAGCGACCGCGUGUGCCCGAUGGGAAGCUGUGGGAGAACUGCGACACGGGAUGUCAUGGUGAAGCCCUAGGGACUGGCGAAGGGCCGGAUGUCGGCGAGGGGAAGAUGACACCGGCGCAUCUACGUCAGAGCCAUACACAGUUUGUGGAAAACGUGAAAUGCGACAACUGUUUCGAUGAUAUCUCAGAACGGUGCGAGCAGUGCAGCAUCUUGAUGCAUUGUGUAGGAUGUCGGAGAACCCUUUGUGCAAGCUGUGCCUAUGAACGCCCCUACCUCCAUCGGGGCAAAUCAGCUCCCGACCCUGGAGUCAGCAGCAGCAGCAGUGACACGAGCAGUUCAACUUCCCUGUGGUGGGCCCCCGGGGCGACCCUCUCGCCCAGCUCGAUGCAGGAUCCGGUCCCAAAUCCGAUGGAUAACACUCAGUUCCAUGGGGGUGCGCCAACGUCACUUCCUGCUCUCAAGUUCCACUGGUGCUGCACGGAACCCAUCUUCUCCGGCGGAGGGGGUAUCAGCAUCGGCACUCCCAGUCGAGAUGUCGAUCAAGUGCGAGCUGUUCCGUUGCCACGUGGUCAGGGCUGGGAAGACCUCGAGUACACCGUCAGCGAGUGGAGCAAGACCUUCCCAAAAUACGCUUACGGCGACCCCAGUAAACCGGACUACUCGCUGGAAACCGGGCAUCUCGCCAUGAUGCAGUGGUUGCUUGGACCUCCCAAUCGGCAGGUAUCGCCGUGUCCGCGCAAUCUAUGUCAGGAGUGCUAUGACUCGCCUCAGUGGAAAGUACAUUGCAAAAGCUGCUCUAAGCCCCUUUGCAUUGAACAUGACCUCCGCGGGCUUCGCCUGCGCAUCUGCGGCUACAGGGACCUCGCAUUUGAGAAGAUGACCAUUCAAACCCGAUCUACGGCACACUCGUCACCUGAGGCGUCCUUUAGCCAACAGUUUCCCCGUAGCUCACAACUUCCUAACUACAUCCUCCCUUUCCGGACGUCGCGAAUCCUCGACUCCGCCAAUAGCAGCUUUAUAGACGACCCGCAGGGCGAUGUCAUCGCAGAUGAUACCGAAUCCGACACUCCGAAUGGGGACGGGUCAACCCAUCCUCUCUUCUCUCGCAAUGCAACUCGGUCCUUCUCCGCCCCACCGUCCAAUCACUCCGGAUCAUCCUCACCAACAUCCGUAUCCUCCGAGACUGCCUUUGAAGCGCCACGUUGGCAAGGAUGCCAAUCCUUCUUCUGCCCUCAGUACCGUGCCGUCGGGGAUCAACGACAACGGUGCCCGAGCUACCUCCGAGAAUGCAAGGCCUGCGCAGUGUAUGUCUGCCAGGAUUGCGUACAAGCCCACCCACCUUGCAAGUGCUCCUACUGCGAAGAAAAUUAUCUGUGCCCGAACUGCAUGAAAGUCCGUGCCCGUGACGGCACGUGCCGCCGUCGAGAAGAAGAGAAGGCUCGGAGGGAGCGAAAGUGGAAAAAGGACAUGCAGGUGCUUGAAGGCAUCUUGGAGCUCAAGGUUGCCAACGAGGUUGCCGAAUUUGCUGGCCAGUUCUUUGACCUCGUCGACCUUGACACCGGAGGCGCCAUCGUCACCAGUUGUCUCUUGGAUGACACCGAGUCCGAGGCACCCCAGCCCGCUGAACCCCCGAUGCUACCCUCAAGCAUGACCGCGGGCGUUGGUUCAAGUACUAUGUUCUUCGAGGCCAGCUUACCGGGUGCACCUGACGAUUCAGAAUAAGCUUCAUUCUCAUCCAAUGAAAGAAGCUAGCACCCCGUUCACCGCAUCUACAUCAUCUCCUUUGACUCUCUCGGGUUUCUCUGCUUGCUUUCUUUCUCUUUCCUUUAGCGAUCUUUACCUCAUACCACGGCGUCAUCGGGGAGGCUUUCACAACGAUUUCCUGACAUUUGAUCCCAUCCCAGCACAUCAUCCAACGAAUCUUUCUGCACGGGAAAUAUUUUCCGAAGCGAUCUAUGCAUGGCCGGGGGGGGCGCGAAGCGAAAUACAGGCUACUUCAACCUGGGCGUUCAGCGGCAUGAGAACGCAUACUAACGGCAUAUCCGGCACUCUUUGGUCCAUUGAUUUCUUCACCUACCCUUUGUUCUACCCCUUCCUUUCGAACGAAAAUCUUUCAAUUCAGACCGAAGCUGCAGAAGCUAAACAAGGGCCCUGUGCCCCGUUUUGCUUCUUCGGCAAUCGGGUUUGCAGGAACACAAACCGGUCUGACAACAUGGCUGGCCAAUGGAUGCAGGCACCGAGUCCGGUGCUUUCAUCAUUAUUCUAUUUCUAUUCUGCUAGGUUCCUCGGUUGCCGGGCUGGUUGAUCCAGCGCGUGAUUAGGUGAAGGAUGACAUGGCAUACCCUCGUCGGCUGGACUUAUUCCUUACGAUCAUGAUGGGCUAUGCAGCAUCCUUUAGUUUAUUUUUUUCCCAUAUAUCUUUUUUAGUGCUCGUGACCAAUAUGAACACCCAUUUCUAGUGGAUCGUCGCCCACGCGGUCAAGACGUUUGGUG